GCGCGCGGACUCGCCUGGGGGAGGGGCCACAGUCACCCGUCCUUCGCCCCAGGCGGCCGCUGCCGCAGCUCAGUGGCGUCCGCCGCGCUCCCGGGACUCGCCGGCCCGCGGGAGAAAUGUUGCUGAAGUGCUGCCGAAAGGGCCAAAGAUGCAAGGAUUUGGGACACAUUUUGAACCUUUAAGCUGUCUGACAUUGACCUCCUUUCAUUAUUAAUAAAGAAGAAGCAGGAGCUUAGGAUGUAUUAACACCAACUCAUUAAUAUACUAACUGGACAAUGUUCUGCAACAAUUCUACAUUGUAAAGAACUGGAUUGGCUGAAAAUAAAAUAAUUUCAUAUUUUACUCAGCUUAUAAUAUGACUCGAUGGAGGAAAAUUUGAUAAGCAUGAGGGAAGACCAUUCUUUUCAUGUUCGUUACAGAAUGGAAGCUUCUUGCCUAGAACUGGCCUUGGAAGGGGAACGUCUGUGUAAGUCAGGAGACUGCCGUGCUGGUGUGUCCUUCUUUGAAGCUGCAGUUCAAGUUGGAACUGAAGACCUAAAAACACUUAGUGCUAUUUACAGCCAGCUGGGCAAUGCUUAUUUCUAUUUGCAUGAUUAUGCCAAAGCAUUAGAAUACCAUCAUCAUGAUUUAACUCUAGCAAGGACUAUUGGAGAUCAGCUGGGGGAAGCCAAAGCUAGCGGUAAUCUGGGAAACACCUUAAAAGUUCUUGGGAAUUUUGAUGAAGCUGUAGUUUGUUGUCAGCGACACCUAGAUAUUUCCAGAGAGCUUAAUGACAAGGUGGGAGAAGCAAGAGCACUUUACAAUCUUGGAAAUGUGUAUCAUGCCAAAGGGAAAAGUUUUGCCUGCCCUGGUCCUCAAGACAUGGGAGAAUUUCCAGAAGACGUGAGAAAUGCUCUGCAGGCAGCUGUGGAUUAUUAUGAGGAAAACUUAUCACUAGUGACUGCUUUGGGUGACCGAGCAGCCCAAGGACGUGCCUUUGGAAAUCUUGGAAACACACAUUACCUCCUUGGCAACUUCAGGGAUGCGGUUAUAGCCCAUGAACAGCGUCUCCUUAUUGCAAAAGAAUUUGGAGAUAAAGCAGCUGAAAGAAGAGCAUAUAGCAACCUUGGAAAUGCAUAUAUAUUUCUUGGUGAAUUUGAAACUGCCUCUGAAUACUACAAAAAGACACUACUAUUGGCUCGACAGCUUAAAGACAGAGCUGUAGAAGCACAGUCUUGCUAUAGUCUCGGAAACACAUACACUUUGCUUCAAGACUAUGAAAAGGCCAUCGAUUAUCAUCUGAAGCACUUAGCAAUUGCUCAAGAGCUAAAUGAUAGAAUUGGUGAAGGAAGAGCAUGUUGGAGCUUAGGAAAUGCAUACACAGCUCUAGGGAAUCAUGAUCAAGCAAUGCAUUUUGCUGAAAAGCACUUGGAAAUUUCAAGAGAGGUUGGGGAUAGAAGUGGUGAACUAACAGCACGACUGAAUCUCUCAGAUCUUCAAAUGGUUCUUGGUCUGAGCUACAGCACAAAUAAUUCAAUAAUGUCUGAAAAUAUUGAAAUUGAUAACAAUUUGCAUGGUGCACGCCCGAAGUUUGGACGCCGACACAGUAUGGAAAACAUGGAACUUAUGAAGUUAACACCAGAAAAGGUACAGAACUGGAACAGUGAAAUUCUUGCUAAACAAAAACCUCUUAUUGCCAAACCUUCUGCGAAGCUGCUCUUUGUCAACAGAUUGAAGGGGAAAAAAUGCAAAACUAAUUCCUCCACUAAAGUUCUCCAAGAUGCCAGUAAUUCCAUUGAUAAUCGAAUUCCAAAUUCUGAGAGGAAAAUCGGUGCAGAUAUUAUUGGAGACGAAGGGUUCUUUGACCUGGUAAGCCGAUUUCAGAGCAAUCGGAUGGAUGAUCAGAGGUGCUGCUUACAAGAACAGAGCUGCGGGACUGCUUCAGCUGCGGCUUCUUCCACUCCACCUCGAGUGAUGAUGAAAGCACCGUCUGUUUCCGUGGUGUCCCCCAACACAGAUGAGUUUUUAGACCUUCUUGCCAGCUCACAGAGCCGUCGUCUCGAUGACCAAAGGGCCAGUUUCAGUAAUUUGCCAGGGCUUCGUCUGACACAAAACAACAAUAAGUCCGUACUUGGCCACUUGAUGACUAAUGACAACAAAGAGCCUGAUGAAGACUUCUUUGACAUCCUUGUAAAAUGUCAAGGGUCCAGAUUAGAUGAUCAAAGAUGUGCUCCACCACCUGCCACCACAAAGGGACCAACAGUACCAGACGAGGACUUUUUUAGCCUGAUUUUACGUUCUCAGGCGAAAAGAAUGGAUGAACAGAGAGUUCUUUUACAAAGAGAUCAAAACAGAGACGCUGAAUUUGGGCUGAAAGACAUUUUGCAAAGUAAUGCUUUGUUGGAAUUUAAAAAUACAGGAAAAAAAUAAACCACUAGUUAUUACGGAUAUUUUUUUUUUAAACGACCUUAUUUCCUUUCAGAACACUGCAGGGAAACUCAUUUUUUCCUUAAAAGGAGAAAUUAUAGCACUGUAAUACAGCUUAAAAUGUUUUUAGAAUGAUGUAAAUAUUUAACCUUUAAUAGUAUAGCAUUAAUUCACAUUUCUCUGGACACUCACUUGUUUCAGGGUGGAGGUGUCUUAUACAAGGUGCUUCAUCAACUUUUUUGAAUAAUGCUUGGGAUUGUGUUCUUUGGCAACUUUUUAGAUUCCUUUCCGUAGUGUUUGUAAAGUGAUAAUUUUUUUAACUUUUAAUUGAUGAUGGCAUUUUUUAAAUACUGAACCGUGGAUAUAGUAAGAAAUUAGGCUGUUUAGUAAACAAUAAUAUACUUGAUCAAUGUGUAAAAAAGUUAUAUAGUCUUUAUUAAAAGAAUCUAGAUCUUUUUUCUGCUAAAAAUCCUAUUUUCAGUAUGUUAUUAGUUCAAACCCAUUAUAAAAACAACUCUAAGAAAUAAACUUUUAGCAUGUUCUGGA
This is a messenger RNA of Leopardus geoffroyi (Geoffroy's cat), 2952 nucleotides long. It is a transcript of the gene GPSM2, whose product is annotated as G protein signaling modulator 2. Gene Ontology annotation, molecular function: protein binding; GTPase regulator activity. Lineage: Eukaryota; Metazoa; Chordata; Mammalia; Carnivora; Felidae. The transcript is spliced from 15 exons. The coding region runs from base 364 to 2409 and encodes 681 amino acids. The record is from RefSeq and is a predicted model, not a curated record.